GCAGGGGCUUGCCUGAGGACUCAUGCAUGCUCUUAUUCAGCUUUUGUCAGAACAAUACACACCUCAGGCUGCCAAGGCUGCCUUUAUAAGAGGAGAGUGAAUGGAGAGAAGAAAACAUUUUAACAAGAUGUCCCUGGCUGAUUUUUGGAUUGUGUUGCUGGGGUGUUCAGCCCUGUGUCACACAGCACCUACCAUUUCUCCAACAACUUUACCAGAGGACGAUGACCUGGCUGAGAGAUACCUUUCUCAGUUCUACGCUGAUGUUGGGAUGAAAAACACCUCUAUGCGAAGCAUCACUAACAGCUCCUUCAGCCAGGAUCUACGGGCCAUGCAGGCUUUCUUUGGCCUUGAGGUGACUGGUGUCUUGAAUAACAAGACUAUUGAGGUGAUGAAGGCUCCAAGGUGUGGUGUGACAGAUAUCAGCCGAUAUGGACACUUCCCUGGGAAACCCAAAUGGGAGAAAAGGCUGAUUACAUACAGGAUCACUCAGUACACUCCAGAUCUGACCCAGAACCAGGUGGACAAAACCAUUGCUCAGGCCUUCCAGCUGUACAGCGAUGUCAUCCCACUGGACUUUAAACAGGUCUACAGUGGUACUGCAGACAUCAUGAUCCUCUUCAAGGGCGGAUAUCAUGGGGACUUUUAUCCUUUUGAUGGGGCAGGUGGAGUCUUGGCUCACGCUAACUCUCCAGGACAGGGUGAGGGAGGGGACACGCACUUUGAUGAUGAUGAAACCUGGACUCUCACCCAAAGAGGUGUGAAUCUGCUGCUGGUGGCGGCCCAUGAGUUUGGCCAUGCUCUUGGUUUGGAUCACUCCAGGGACAGACGUGCACUAAUGUACCCCACUUACAAAUAUGUCGACACAAACGGAUACAGGCUGCCAGAUGACGACAGGCGUGGGGUUCAAACCCUUUAUGGCAGCCGUACACCAGUACCCACAAAAAAACCUAAACCACCUCCUGGCCCAGAGCCAGAGGAACCAGCAGAGGAUCCAAACCUAGACCCUCUGCCCAACCCCAGAGAGGAGCAGUGUAGCCGCGACCUGGUGUUUGACGCUGCUACCUCCAUCAGGGGAGACCUGUACUUCUUCAAAAACGGAUACUACUGGAGGAAGAGUACGACUUUCCAAGGAAUCCGUUUGACUAAAGUGAACACAAAAUGGUCACAAAUCAACCAUGUGGAUGCUGCCUUUGAAGUCCCAUCCAAGGAUGUGGUGUAUCUUUUCGAAGGUCGUCAAUACUGGGGCAUAAGGGCUUAUGCAAAGACAAUAAUUUCAGGCUAUCCAAAGUCACUCACCAACCUCGGCCUCCCGUCUUCAGUCACUAAGGUGGAUGCAGCCGUUUAUGAGUCAACUUCUAGAAAAACACUAAUUUUUGUGAACAACCAGUAUUGGAGCUAUGAUGAGGGCAGAAGCCAAAUGGACUCUGGAUACCCACGAUUUAUCAGUCAGGAUUUCCCUGGCAUAGGCACUAAAAUAGAUGCAGCCUUUGAGAAUUUUGGAUAUCUAUAUUUCUCAUCUGGCCCCAGGCAGAGUGAGUACUACCUGCCAUACAAGAGAGUGAUGCGUGUACUGCUCAACUAUGGCUGGCUCAACUGUUACUGAGAACUCACAGACAAAAUGACACAACUGUCUAUAUCCAAGACUGCAGUUAGCAUGUCUAUUGUGAAACAAAGCAUGUGAAUAACAGAUGAAUAAAUACAUUUGUAUGAUGUGGGGAACAGCUCUCAGAUAUAGAUGUUGUUUUGUCUAUGUGGCUUCUGAUGUAUAGCAAAUAACAGGGUCAAACUGAGGCAAAGGUCAGUGAGUUACUAUCAUGUGUAAACAAUCUUUGACCUCCUUCAAAAUGUUUCUAUUUCAUUUUUGUUUUCUGUAUGGACAUCGCAAAGGGAUGUAUUAAUGGUGAAUGUUUUUACUCAGAGAUGUUUGCUUAUUUCAGUGAUUAAAAAAAGGGGUAAAGGAUUAUAUAAAUGUUAAAAUAGAAGGUUUUACAAAAGGUCCCCAGCAAUUUCUCCAUCACCUCUACCCAUAACAAGGCCGAACUAUAAUACUAUUCUUAUUUGCUUACACCAUCUUUGGUUACACAGUAAAAUAAUAGCAAACAUUUUAAGCAAUUUGUUGUGUUCUGUCAUGUCUGAACUGUUAGGUUGUGAAAUGCUCCUGUCUUAUGCCUGGAUGCUGCAAUUUAGAAUUAGGACCAAAGUUCAACUUUAGCCACAUAUGGGAAGAUCCAAUAAGAGCUGAGUCAUUUCUGUUCUCAUAGUUGCAGUGUUGCAUGCAUCCAGUAGAAUUCUGGUUGUGGCAUGAAAUAAACCAAAGAGGUAAUCAAGUGCAAAACAUACAAUCCACAACAACAGGGAAGCUUCAAAGGGAUUAGUUCACCUAAAUUACAACAAAAUACAUUUUCUCCAUUACCUCUGAUGUUAUCAAGUUAUAAAGAUUGGGUUUUAUUUGCCAGGAUUUUUUUUUUAGAUAUCUAUCGCUGAAAUUCCUGCUUCCAGCCCAAUAGAGGGGACCAUGAUUGUAUUUCUGCCAUCUUCACAGCAUUACACAACAGCAAAAUCUUUCCUGAAACAAUAUGUCCCCCUGAAUGGCAGGGAAUUCAGAGACACAAGUACUCAGAUGGUAUCUGAAGAGCAUGACAUAUUACUGCUAAGUUAACAGUGACUGUUUAGUUACAUUUGACUUGACACUUAAAAUAAAAAAACACCUAACUUAAA
Messenger RNA from Micropterus salmoides (largemouth bass), 2718 nucleotides. RefSeq names its product collagenase 3-like. Gene Ontology annotation, cellular component: extracellular matrix. Gene Ontology annotation, biological process: extracellular matrix organization; collagen catabolic process; proteolysis. The record is from RefSeq and is a predicted model, not a curated record. The transcript is spliced from 11 exons. The coding region runs from base 101 to 1603 and encodes 500 amino acids. Gene Ontology annotation, molecular function: metalloendopeptidase activity; zinc ion binding. Lineage: Eukaryota; Metazoa; Chordata; Actinopteri; Centrarchiformes; Centrarchidae.